AUGGCAGACGAUAAGGAAACACCCGCGGAAGGGGAGGUGGUGGAAUCCCUCAUCCAGGGACGCGCGAGACGAAGUACAGCAGGGCGCCAUAUGUCCGCCCUUCUGAACGCGGAGGCAGACGACGAGCUCGCGCUACUGUUCGAGGAAGUAGACGACGACAACGAAUUCUCAAUCAACGCAGAGGAAGAAGCAGGAGAAGAGGAUGACUUGGCUUUGGACUCAUCCUCCGACGAUGAUGAAGACCAAGGCCCGAAUGCGCGCGACGAUGAUCUCGAAGGCGAGAAGGAGAUCGAAAAGGAAGCCAAGGCCGACCGACAGAAACGCAAAGCACGCGAAGAUCUACGAUUGAGGCUGGCCCGGAAAAAGGUCAAGAUCGAUACCCCCGCCGUCUCCGCAGUACCUGCCCCUCGACCCAAGAAGAAAUCAGAACGUAUCUCGUGGCUUCCCACGGUCGAAGAUGGACCUACGCGGUCGUCCUCGCGUCGUCAGACGAUGCAGAACAAACAACUUACGCAUGCGCGGCUCAAGGAUAGCGAGGAGAAACGUAUCCGGCUCAUCGCGACUAUGGAAGAAGCAGCUAAGAGGAAGGCGCAUCUGAAACCAAGGCAGAUGACGCAGGCGGACCGUCUAGCGGAAGCUGAAAGGGUGGAAAGGUUGAAUAGCAAGAGUCUGAGCCGAUGGGAAGAGAUGGAGAAAAGGAAGGCUAAGGAGAGACGGGCCAAGAUCGAGGCGCUGCAGAACCGUCGUCUGGAGGGGCCGGUCAUAUCCUACUGGAGCGGCAUCGCUACAUGGGUCAAUGGCCGUUUGACGCGCGUGGGCAAAGUUGAUAUUACACCGAAACCCGAGAAGGAGGAGACUACGCGCAAGAAAAGCAAGAAGACGGAGAAGGAGGAGAAGAGUACGACCGAGAAACCUGCUGAGAGUGCUCCUGCGGUGCCUGCUACUUCGCAGGCCGAUUCUCUAGAAACGUCUACGCCUAAAGAGACAUCUGGUCAAGGAGAUUUUGUGAAGGCUCCUCAGAAAGCAGAGGAGACAAUUGCCGUUCCUCAAGAUCAAGACAAAGAAAAAGCCACGACGACAUCUGAGCCUACGAAUACCACCUCCGCUCCCGGAAAAUCUACAAUUUCAGAGGGCUCUGCAGCUACAGCGGAAUCUGCGAAACCCAUCUCACCAGCUGAAUCAACAGCAGCACCCGUUGAGGCAAAUACGGAGAAGGCUCCUGAUACAGAGUUGCUAAAAAUAAAGACAGAGACGUCUAAGGAACCGGUCGAAGUCGAAAGUAAAACUACUGAUGAGGCCCCGCGGGAAAAAGAGGCGGCAGCAGCCGGCUCAAAAACGCCGGGCGAAGCACCGAAGGAUCCGACACAGGCUACAGCGCAAGUACCGGAAGAGAGACCCGCGCCGAAUCCCGACCAGUCGAAGCCGGAAGUGCCGCUGUCGGGAGCCCAGCCGGAUGAUGCUUCUAAGACAACGGAUGCUGAAGCGUCCACGAACGAGAAACCCGCGGCUGAGUCUAAAGUGACCCCUCCUGCUACUUCUCCUCGGCCAGCUACCCAAGAUCCCGCUGCCGCGCCCACGCAGACAGGCCAGCAAGAGGAAGCAAAAGUGUCGGCAUCAACAGAGCAGGAGCAAGUAGCGCCUGAGGUACAAGUGGAUCAGCCUGCUUUCUCGAGUGACGGCGCACCACAACCCCAAGUCCCUGUUCCGCUUCCGGUGGUCGAGCAAACGGGUCGAUGUCUGACAAUUCUCGAAAACUUUGAUGAGGAGACUGCACAGAGUCGCGAGUUUAGCAUUUAUUUCAAUUCCAAAAAGCCUCCCAGGCUGACCAAAAUCUCCUCGUCACUCUGUGUUAUCACGUCUCUUCCUUCACGUUAUCGGGAUCCUGAAACCUCUCUCCCUUUUGCUAACGCAUAUGCAUAUCGAGAAAUCCGACGGAGUGUCGCCCAAAAGUCUGCCUGGAGUCCCAUGCUAGGCUGUUAUGUUGGCCCCGUAGGCGUUGCGGCGCGUGGUGUCCCAGAGCGGUUCCUCAAUCCUAACGCCCCACGUGAAGCUCAACAGAGCGAGAAGAAAGAAGGCAAGGACGGUGAGGAAGGACCUGCAUCUGCUGCUCCUGCAGGGAAGCCAGAGGGAAGCGAAAUGAAGACUCCUGGAGGUGUUUCCAAUCCGCCUGCGCCAGCCGCUCCUGCUACACCAACGCCUGUGGCAGCGGGUGGCGGGGAUCCCAUGGACAUUGAUAAACCAUGA
This is a messenger RNA of Aspergillus thermomutatus, 2244 nucleotides long. RefSeq names its product putative signal transducer. Gene Ontology annotation, cellular component: nucleus. Gene Ontology annotation, molecular function: ATP-dependent H2AZ histone chaperone activity. Bases 1 to 2244 code for a protein of 747 amino acids. Gene Ontology annotation, biological process: regulation of DNA-templated transcription; chromatin remodeling. The record is from RefSeq and is a predicted model, not a curated record. The transcript is spliced from 2 exons. Lineage: Eukaryota; Fungi; Ascomycota; Eurotiomycetes; Eurotiales; Aspergillaceae.